Messenger RNA from Vidua chalybeata, 1346 nucleotides. Its product is annotated as C-factor-like. The record is from RefSeq and is a predicted model, not a curated record. Lineage: Eukaryota; Metazoa; Chordata; Aves; Passeriformes; Viduidae. Bases 475 to 1254 code for a protein of 259 amino acids. The transcript is spliced from 6 exons.
GAUCUUUUGCUCCACAAUGAGGGAGAGGUUAUUGUCUUGGAAGAGGCAGGAACAAGGCAGAGAACGUUUGCUCAGGGCCACCUGAGGCACAGCCUGGUACAAUGUGCAAAGACCAUCAAGCCCACAGGAUGCUCAUGAAUGUGUCAAACCCACCUGAGCCAUGGAGCUUCCCACAUCAACCUACAUGCUGCUCCCUCCCUCUUCACCCACAACUGCCCCACCUGGCUUAUGGCAACAGGUUACCCAAGGAAUGCAUAAUUUGCCUGGAAAAGCCAAGUGAUUUUUGGUGUUAGGUAACUAGGAUUGGUCCCCAGCCAGGACAUAUGUCCUGGAGCUCAAAGAGCUACCGCAGUUGCUCCUCCCAGAGAGAAGCCAGCAUUAGUGCAAGCUGUGAGUGAGUGGGGUGGGACAUGCUAUAAGGAAAUAUUAGAGAGCUGGGUAAACAGUGCAAGCUGGAGUGAAGAGACAAGCAGCAUGGCAGAGCUUUGUGUCUGCUCUGUUCUGGUGACUGGGGCCAACCGAGGACUCGGCCUGGGGUUUGUCCAGCAUUUCCUGAGGAUGCCAAACCCACCACAGUGGAUCUUUGCCACCUGUCGGGACCCCAAGGGACAGCGAGCGCAGGAGUUACAGAAUUUGGCCUCCAAACAUCCCAACGUGGUCAUCAUCGCUCUUGAAGUUGCCAAUCCUGCCAGCAUCAAGGCAGCUGCAGCCAAGGUUGGGGAGCACCUGGGGGGCUCCGGGCUGAACCUCCUCAUCAACAAUGCUGGAAUGGUCAAGCCUAAGAUGCUCGAGGCUGAAACAUUGGAGGACAUGACUGAGACUUACACCACCAACACGGUUGGACCCCUGCUGAUGGGCCAGGCAUUUCUGCCCUUGCUGAAGAAGGCUGCCCAGGGGAGCCCAGGCUCAGGGCUGAGCUGCAGCAAGGCUGCCAUCGUCAACAUGUCCAGCAUUGGCGGCUCCAUCGCUUCUUCCUUUGGCUGGGAGUUGAUGCAAAUCACCUCGUACCGCUGCAGCAAGGCUGCUCUGAACAUGCUGAGCAGGUGCCAGUCCCUGGCGUACAAGGAGCACGGCAUCCUCUGCAUCGCUCUCCACCCCGGCUGGGUGCAAACUGACAUGGGCAGCUCUGCCGGGCACACGCCCCCUGUGACAGUGGAUGACAGCGUGCAAGGGAUGCUGAAGGUCCUCUCCUCCCUCUCUGAGAAGGACACCGGCGCCUUCCUGGACUGGGAAGGGAACGUCAUACCCUGGUGAGACGCCACUUCAGGAUCCUGGCAGCCAAGAGCUACCUUUGGCACUGCUCCCACCUCCCCCACAUCCUCAAUAAACUCCUGCUGAGACCCCCA